Aspergillus calidoustus is the source of this 1443-nucleotide messenger RNA. Lineage: Eukaryota; Fungi; Ascomycota; Eurotiomycetes; Eurotiales; Aspergillaceae. The record is from the annotation of a GenBank genome assembly.
AUGGACGCCUCGCUGCAGAUUGAUCGGCAUCGAAAUAUGCAGAAUAUGAAGCAUGCGUUGCUGCAUGUUCAGCCCGAAACAGCCUCGGAUGCGCAAUCGUACGGCACUUUAGAGCAUGCUACUAGGCGGUCGGGCUCUGAAAAUACGAAGCAACCACAGCAUAUUGCCUCUGACAUAGCUUCAAGUUUCCCACCGGAGACGAAGGUCACAUCUCCUAAUGCUCAAGCAUGGCAGCACAGUUCUCCAGCGUUGGCACCGGCAGCAAACCCGCCUUCCCAGGAAAAUGCACACAUAGACGCGACUGCAGCAAGUGACGAGGGAACGAAGAAAGAGAGUGGUAUAGCACGUCAGAAGACCCUCGGUCACAAGCGAGCACCCUCCACCAACGCUCCGACUGUUCACCCUCUGCUAGGGCUGGAUGACGCUCAGCGGCGGCGCUCACGAAGCAUUGGCUCUAGCUUACGUGACCCUAGAAUUGCUGCGGUAUGCAUCCUGUCCCUUAACUUCUUCGAUGGCACUGAUCUUCCACAGCUAUCUGCUCAAUUACGCUCGCGGCUGUCCUAUGCUGCUGCCAAAGUCGAGAAGAAGCGGCAAUCCCAGGCCAGUAACCAUCUGCUCCAUCACCGCUCUUCCACCCCAAUUCUCAGCGCAGAGGCCCUGUCUCGGGGAGAGCACCCAUUAUCAAUAGGUGACAUCGAAGGGCAACGUUCGGCCGCUAAUGCUUCCCCAAAUGGGACUACCGUUUCUGCCCCAGACGCACCUGCAACAUCCAGCAUUUACCCACUGGAAGCGCCUGCUCUAUCUUCCCCAGUAAGUGUAGCGGAUGGUAUGUAUCCGCCCUCACAACCUGAUCCACAGAAGCGCUCUGCAAUUUCGACAACAGAGGACUUGGUCCCAAGGCUCGCUCCACCCGCGGACAUCACUUCCGGCCGCUUAAACGGUCAACGUCGACGUCCCAAUCCCAAUGAUUCUGUGAAUAGUGCACGACUUUCGCCCUUUCCUCUCCAUAGGCGCCAACAUUCUCAACAAGAGCUCCAGAAUGAUUCAGAAUUCGUCUUGGUGCCGGAAACCCCUCCACUGCGGCCUCGCGGUCACCAGGCGCUAGCAUCUUACAACGGAUUGGCCGAGAACUCGCAAAGCUCCUCGAUGGAACAGGAUGCCAUCGAAACUUUGUUAUUCAUGUCUAGCCCGGGAACUUCAGGGUAUCAUUCAAACUCGCAAAACUCGCAAAACACAUUGGACACUAUGAAUAUCGAUGGCGCUUGGCGAAGUGUGCAAACUCCUAGAGUGCUAAGUGAUAGUCAAGCCAGCAGCAGCAAUCCUGCUCGGGCUGAUAGUCAUGAGGCCAGAGCUGGCGACGAGAUUGAUAUGAUGCUCGAUCAAAUGGACAGUGAUAGCGACGAUGGAGCGAAUUAUUCGAGUCGCUCGGGCGGCGUUUCAUAA